This is a messenger RNA of Hyla sarda, 3259 nucleotides long. RefSeq names its product RAS and EF-hand domain containing (gene RASEF). The coding region runs from base 667 to 2826 and encodes 719 amino acids. Gene Ontology annotation, molecular function: GTPase activity; calcium ion binding; GTP binding. The record is from RefSeq and is a predicted model, not a curated record. The transcript has 17 exons. NCBI's taxonomy places the organism in Eukaryota, Metazoa, Chordata, Amphibia, Anura, Hylidae.
CUGUGCGGACUGUGUUUCUGCAGGGAAAUCAAUAGUGACAAAUCUGAAUUAGAUUGAGCCUAGUCAAUUGUUUAAAAGCCGCAUCAAAAUCCGGAACAAUACUGAUUUUUUUUUUUAAACUGAAGUCAUCGGGAAAAUCUGCAACAAAUCUAAACUGCGGGUAUAUUUCUUUGCAGCAUUUGGAUUUGUCAUUCGCAAUACAAUGUAGAUUUCCCAUCUGUAAAUCUGCAGCGGAUAAUGGAGGCGGAUGUGUCCGGUGUGAACAUACCUUUACAGGUGUCACUGUCAGCAGACGUCCGUAUAUACAGUAUAUAGUACGUAUAUAUAUCUCCCUAUUAUGUACAGGGAGUGAAGGGUUAGCCUUAAGUCCCUGCUGUGCCAGCACUGUGGUCUUGGCAGCUUGGUGGCACACUAUGGGGCAGCACAGGUAGUACACCGAGCCAUGGAGGGCGGUACCGCGACGUCUACACAGCAGCCCGCUCACAAGGCAGGAGGGGACAGCACCUGAGGGUAGAGCGCACCUGACCCACCAGCCUGGGGAGGAGGCGGCUGCCGGGCACCGGGCCAGACUGGCACAGGGAGGAGUGCUGGGUCCUGCGGUGCGGUACCGGGACUUCCCUGUAUAAUAAGUGUCAGCUGCGGCUUCCCCGGACCCCUGAGCUCUGGAUGGAAGAGAAGGCAGACGUGUCCCGGCUCCGCGCCCUUUUCCUCUCCUAUGCCGCCGAGCGCUCCGGCCGCCUGGGGAGGGAGGACUUCUCGUCCCUGUGCACCGAGCUCCAGGUGACUCCGUCAGAGGUGGAGAACAUCUUCAGGCGCCUGGACAGGGACAGGGACGGCUCCAUCACCUACGAGGAUUUAAUCAUGGGCUUCCGUGGGACUCAGGGGCUACAGGCGGCAGAGGAGCUGUCCGGUGCGGAGCCCAAGAGGAGCCCCCGCCUGUCUGAGAGUGAAGUCCUGGAGGAGGAGAACUUCAGCCCCGGCUGGAAAGACUUCACCUUGAGGCUGGGCGACGAGUCCAACUACAUCCCAAGGAAAGAAAAAGCUAGUGUACUGUAUCAGAACAUCAACUUAGUGGAACCACGCUUAGUACAGCAAUACGAGCAUGUCAUCAGAAACUUUGUUCGGGAGAUCAGACUUCAAAGCACAGAAAUGGAAAACUUAGCUAUUGCAGUGAAAAGAGCCCAGGACAAAGCGGCUAUGCAGCUGAGUGAGCUAGAAGAAGAGAUGGAUCAUCGGAUACAGGCGGCUGAGAACAGGAUAAAGAAAGAGGAGAAGAGAAAAGCAGAGGAGGCUCUCACUGACCUAAAGCGCCAACAUGAAUCUGAGGUUGCUGAACUCCAGGUUGCAAUUAAAAAGCUAAAAAAGCUGGAAGAACAGUCAAAGAACAUAAGCUUAAAGGAAGAUGUGGCUGCUCUGAAGAAACGUCUGCAUGAAUUGACCUUGGAAAAUCAAAAACUUAAAAAAGAUCUCCUAGAGGCUCAAACCAGCAUCUCUUUUCUCCAGAGUGAACUGGAUGCUCUGAAGAGCGAUUAUGCGGAUCAAAGCCUGACCUCUGAAAGAGACAUGGAAGUUAUCAGGGAAUAUACAGAUGAACGUGACAAUUUGGCACGGCAAAUCGAAAUUUUGCAAACAGCUAAUAGAAAGCUGCAUGACAGUAAUGAUGGACUGCGGACCGUGCUGGAGAACAGCCUGAUCAAGUAUAACAGAUCACUGCGUGCAAACACUUCACCUGGAAGUACAAUUUCCAGACACAGUCCUAAGCUAAACAGAUCUAAUUCUCCCUACGACCGGUCUCCUCGAUCAUCCUUCUUAGAUGAAGACUAUGAUACUUUGGCGGCAUGUGAUCCAAUGCAGAGAAUGAACUGUGAGGUUGACAGCCUUCCUGAAAGUUGUAUAGACAGUGGACUGUCCACCUUGAGGGACUCCAAUGAAUACGAUUCUGAGGUAGAAUACAGGCCUCCAAGAAGUUUUCAGCGCUCACGAUUUGCUCAUGAAGGCUAUGGCGGUGAUGCAUCAGAUACAGAUGUUCCUGAAAUUCGGGAUGAAGAAUCUUAUGCUCCUGAAUCUGGUGGCUCAUAUCUAGAUUGGAAACCAUCACGACCGGUCAGCAGGAGCAGCUCAGGUGCAUCAUCGAGAAAGUGUAUCUCAGCAUUGCCUGCACAUGUGACAAAUGCAGAGACUACUGCAGACCGUGUGAGCAAAUUUCCCAGCACCGAGAAAGCAUACAAGAUAGUCCUCGCUGGGGAUGCUGCUGUCGGGAAGUCCAGCUUUCUCAUGAGACUUUGUAAAAAUGAGUUUCGAGGGAACACAAGUGCAACCCUGGGUGUGGAUUUUCAGAUGAAGACAUUGGUGGUGGAUGGGGAACCAGCUCUAUUACAGUUGUGGGAUACAGCAGGUCAGGAGAGAUUUAGGAGCAUUGCAAAGUCUUACUUCAGAAGAGCAGAUGGAGUUUUACUUCUCUAUGAUGUGACUUGUGAGAAGAGCUUCCUGAAUGUAAGAGAAUGGAUAGAUAUGAUCGAGGAUUCAACAAAUGACGGUAUACCUAUCAUGAUGGUUGGGAAUAAAGCUGAUCUCCGACAAACACUAUCAGAACAAGGUCAUAAAUGUGUACCGACCAGUUAUGGAGAGAAAUUAUCCAUGACAUAUGGAGCUUUAUUCUGUGAAACUAGUGCCAAAGAGGGAUCAAAUAUUGUAGAGGCUGUCCUUCAUCUUGCACGGGAAGUGAGGAAACGCACUGAUAAUGAAGAUGACAGAGGAUCUGUAACUAAUCUUUCGGGAGCCAUUACCAAAAAGCCGACACAAAUGAAAAACUGCUGUAAUGUCUAAACUUUUCUAACAAGCCCCUUUCCAAUCAUACAAUGCUACUUUUUAUAAGGUGUUUUGGACAAAGGCUUGUACAUACAGUAUAUGAUGCUAUAAGGCCUGUCUAUUGUCCCCCAUUGCUUCCUCCUGUAAUGCACAUUGCACCUGGUAACUGAUAUAAUAUUAUUUAUGCAUCAGUACAUGUACAGAUUCCAAUAUGGAUAAACUACAGAGAAGAUUAUAACUCAACACCCCUGUCGCUAUUAACCAUGCGUUCUUCUGUCUACAUAUUGAAGAUAUGUAGAAUGCAUGUAAUCGGCCUGUUUUUAUACAUUUAUUUAUAAAUGUGACUUCGUAUGCUUUUUUGGUUUCUCUCUUAGAUACUAUGUGAAUGUCCCUGUAUUUGUCCUUAAUUACACUAUUGCUCUUAUUCAUAAUUUAUUAAAAAAAUUCAUGC